Molecule: messenger RNA, 240 nt
Organism: Dentiscutata erythropus
Lineage: Eukaryota; Fungi; Glomeromycota; Glomeromycetes; Diversisporales; Gigasporaceae
Source: the annotation of a GenBank genome assembly
GUUCACGCCCAACAAUUAUAAAUGAAAUAGCAGACUUAUUUAAGCGGCUUAUUAAUGAAUGUUGGGAAACUGUACUGACAAAACGACCAACUGCGAAUGCAUUGAUGGAAAUAUUUAAUAACUGGGCAGUGAAUGUGAAUGAUCCAGAAGCAUGUUAUGCAAAUAGAUUAUUCAACAUUUCAAAUUUGCCAAAACUUGAUGAUUUAAGUAAUUUGUAUACGCAGCCUGUUUUAGAUCAAG